Cotesia glomerata is the source of this 3082-nucleotide messenger RNA. It is a transcript of the gene Eyg, whose product is annotated as paired box protein Pax-6-like. The record is from RefSeq and is a predicted model, not a curated record. Gene Ontology annotation, molecular function: DNA-binding transcription factor activity, RNA polymerase II-specific; RNA polymerase II cis-regulatory region sequence-specific DNA binding. The transcript has 6 exons. The coding region runs from base 566 to 2500 and encodes 644 amino acids. Gene Ontology annotation, biological process: anatomical structure development; regulation of transcription by RNA polymerase II. Lineage: Eukaryota; Metazoa; Arthropoda; Insecta; Hymenoptera; Braconidae.
UAAAUCUUGAUCUCACCUCAACCGUAGGUGGGGAUAAGGUAGAAGGUAGAAGGUAGUCUGGGCAAGCUUCGAGCCGCUGAACGGAAGCCAAUCUGCUUGAAUCCGGCAGAGUGCGAGCAGCCACAGUAUACAGUCUAAGAUAUCGACCCGACUGCCUUAACGUGUCUCUUAAUAUAACAAACAGCUAUACUUUCCUAAGAGGGGAAUAAUCUAAAGACAGACUAAGACUCACCAACUCUACUGUUGUUUAAUUACCAAGGUGUAAUAUAAUCCAUUCAUUUAUUUAAAUUAUUUUUGUUAAAUUUUUAGAUUUUUUCGUUGCUUUUAUCGGUAGAAUUUCAACAUUUAUGCUAUGAGUAAAUAUUUAUUUUUUGUGCGGGCGUGACAGUGACUAUGGAAGCGCGCCAAAUGUGCUGUUUAACAGAAAUUUAUUACUGCGAUUUUUUUUAUUGCAAAAAACUUAUUCAGUAGGUUUAUAAUUGUGGUAAAUAAAAAAUUAUUUUAUGAUAAUUUUUGAUUGAAAUUUGGAGCGAAUUUAUUUUAAAAAGAGUGGCUUAAAUCGGUGAUGAUGAUAGGCGGUAAUGUUUCAACACCGCCGGGUACUACCAAACCGGUAACAGCUUCUGUUAAUGAAAUAAUUAUUGUUGAUAAUAUAAGUAGUGCUGGUGGUGCUCACAGUGGUAGUGGAAGUGGCAGUGGGAGUCCAGUAACUACCGCGGUAACGCGAACAAACGAUGAUAGCGGAAGUUUUAAUAAUAAUAAUAAUAAUAAUAAUAAUAAUAAUAAUAAUAAUAAUAAUAAUAACAAUAGUAUUCGGAGUAAUAAUAACAAUAAUAAUGAAGAUACUGUGACGGAAAAUAAUAUUAGCAAUGGCAAUAGUAAAUAUUGCUGCCAGAUUAAUGAAACAACACCGGCUGAUGUCGGUACGACUGUUACAAGGCCCUGGGAGCCGCCGUCACCGACUUUAGAUCAAUCCCGGUCACGAUUGUUUCAAAUUCAUCAGAGUCAUCAUCAUCAUGCCAGUCAUCACCAUUCAGGGGUUUCAACAGUCUCAACUGCGCCGAUUGUUGAGAGUGUGAGCCUUCCCAAUUGCGCCACUGGGGCAUUCCCUGGUAACAGCAGUACAAUCAGUGGAGCAACACGUCAACGACUUCUUGAAUUGUCGCACGGGCUGGGUGCUCUUAGACAUUACAACGAUCUGGCAAACCAUGUGUUGUCGUUGAAUCAACAAGGAGCUGUUGUUACAAAACUUCUUGGAACUCUUCGACCCCCUGGCUUAAUUGGCGGUAGUAAACCCAAAGUUGCUACUCCGGCAGUUGUUGCUAAAAUUGAACAGUACAAACGAGAAAAUCCGACAAUCUUUGCCUGGGAAAUAAGAGAACGAUUGAUUUCUGAAGGAGUAUGCAGCAACGCAACAGCCCCGUCAGUAAGUAGCAUAAACAGAAUCUUAAGAAACCGGGCGGCAGAAAGAGCAGCAGCUGAAUUUGCACGAGCCACUGGAUACGGAUUGUACGCUGCUGGACCUCAUCCGUAUUUCAAUUCCGCUCACCAUCAUCCCACAACUCCUCAUCACCUUCCGGCGACUUGGCCAGCACCUGGAGCUCCAGGACAUCCGUGGAUGAUGCCACAAUUAGCUACUGGAAUAACUGGAGCCGCUUCAUCGCUUCUUCUUCCAACAUCUUUAAGUCCCGGAGCGACAUCCGCUUCAGCGGCUGCUGCCAAUUCAGAACAUGCACUUCGUGCUGCUGAUGUUAUUGCACGAGGUUAUAUGCAAGAUAAUGACGAUGACGGAAGCUUGGACGGUUCAGAGCAACCAAAAUUCCGGCGGAACCGAACAACCUUCAGCCCGGAGCAGCUCGAGGAACUGGAGAAGGAAUUUGAGAGAUCGCAUUAUCCAUGCGUGUCAACCCGAGAGAGAUUGGCCUCGAAGACAUCUUUAUCAGAAGCACGAGUUCAGGUUUGGUUUUCUAACAGACGGGCAAAAUGGCGACGUCAUCAGCGAAUGAACCUCCUGAAACGUUCACCACCGCCGCCAACCCAGCCUCCGUCGGUAUCGCAAACACCAACAUCAGGAUCUCCAGGUUCGCACGCGGUCUCUGGACCCGGAUUGGAUUCCUCCCACACAACAACUUCAAUCGCUGGGAUGGGUGGCAGGAACAGUGCAUUUCACGCUGUUGUGACAACAUCCUCGCCUAUAAUCGGAGACCGUGGCGACAUUAUCAAUCCUCAUUCCGUCCGGAAACCCAGCGCCUUCAGGAUGAUCAGUCAGCUCGUCGGCGAAGAUUUGCCUUCGCGUAACUCAAACUCCAAAAUAGAAUCAAGGUCUAGGCACCAUGAAACUGGUUCCGAGUCGGUUGACCUCAAGUCAUCGAACGAAGAUGAAGAUGAAGAGAUCGAUGUGCAGGACUCUGAUCAAGAAUUCACAUCGUCCUCACCAAUUGUCUGGAAAGAUCAGUGGAUCGACCAGCAACCUCUCGAACUUACGAAGCAUGGUCGUUAAUGCUUAUGCCCACAUUUUAUUAUUAUAAUUUUUUUUUUAUAUUUUUAAUUUAUUUAAGUGAUCUUGUAUAUAUUUAGAUAAAUAUAAAUAUAAAUAUGUGUUUGUUUUUUAUAUUAAAUAUAUAAAAAAAAAUAUAUUUUUAAUUUAUUUAAAUUCAUUUGUACAAUAAUAAUUUCUACUCAAAUAUUUGACUGAAUAAGAUAUGUAGUUAAAUUUAUUUUCAAUUUUUAUUAUUAUUAUAAUUAUUGUAUUAAAUUUAUUUAUUAUGUUCAAAUUGAUUAUGAAGGGAAAGGGAAAAGGAAACAUUUCAAAUGAUGUUACGUGUUCAGUCACAAUAAAUUUUUAAAAAUAUUUUCUUAUUAGAUUACAUUAGUGUAUUUUGGUUUAAUAUUAGUAUUAAUAUUGAAAUAAAUGUUUAGUUAAAAUGAUCGCCGUGAUAAAUUUAUGUGAUAAAAGUCCGGGGCAUAAUAAACAAUGAAUUUUUAAAUUGUUAAAUCUAAUUACUUGUUUGAUAAUUACAAUAAAUUAUGGUUAUCGUAUAACGAUCGAAAAUGCAAUAAAAAUAUUGGUUAAUGUUUUUUA